Molecule: messenger RNA, 861 nt
Organism: Salvelinus namaycush (lake trout)
Lineage: Eukaryota; Metazoa; Chordata; Actinopteri; Salmoniformes; Salmonidae
Product: transcription cofactor vestigial-like protein 4
Exons: 5
Coding region: 1-861 (286 amino acids)
Biological process (GO): negative regulation of DNA-templated transcription
Molecular function (GO): transcription coactivator binding
Source: RefSeq, a predicted model, not a curated record
AUGGCUGUUGCAAACUUGCAAUACAUAACUCGGAUGAGCAGUGGCUUCAAAGUCUACAUCUUGGAAGGUCAGCCCAACCUAAGAGGUGAAGAUAGAUACAGGCAUAUGACAAAUGAGAGAGUUCGAGUACCACCAGUGCAUCCAGUCAAGCGCAAACACAGCUCUGAGCGUGGCCUAACAUUGGAAGAAAGGCGAGAGAGGGCACAGAGCAAAAGCAACAUGAGAAGUGCUCAGAGGCCAGCUGUGUUUAGUGUUCCCCAGAGCCCCACAUCCUCCUGGAGCCCAACCCCAAGCCCCACAUCCUCCUGGAGCCCAACCCCCAGCCCCACAGGUCAUCUUCCCCAUCAUGUGUAUCCCACACCACCUAUGGAUGAACCACUGGACCUAAUUAAGAAACCAAGGAAAGAGCCUGAGAGGACAGAGAAGGAAACCAAAAGCACUACAUCCACCGAUCAGAUACAGAUGCGUCCUUCUGUGAUCACCUGUGUCUCCUCCACAAGAAAGCCCACCUGCAGAUCUGAGAUCCGCAGCAGCAGCCACUCCUCCACAGUGCUAUAUAAGCACAGCUAUGACCAUGUGGUGGAGGAGCAUUUCAAGAGAAGCCUGGGGAUGGACUACCAAAGGGCCAGCUCCCGCCAGCUCUCCAUCAGCGUUUCUGUGGAUGACCACUUUGCCAAAGCCUUGGGAGGGAAGUGGCUUGAGAUCAAAUCUAAAUCCUCCUCGUGCUCCUCGUCUACAUCCUCACCACCCAGCAGCCCAAGUGUCACUCACUCCCCCAGCUACAGCCACAGCCCAAGCCAAGCUCCCAAAGAGUCUCAAAGUACCACUACUCCCACCUCCAGCUUCUGGUCAGUCAAAUAA